Molecule: messenger RNA, 3912 nt
Organism: Seriola dumerili (greater amberjack)
Lineage: Eukaryota; Metazoa; Chordata; Actinopteri; Carangiformes; Carangidae
Product: sodium/hydrogen exchanger 9B2-like
Exons: 13
Coding region: 215-1927 (570 amino acids)
Biological process (GO): proton transmembrane transport
Cellular component (GO): membrane
Molecular function (GO): antiporter activity
Source: RefSeq, a predicted model, not a curated record
UCCCAGCUGGUCUAUCUGCUACAGCACUGCCAGAAACGCUGCCGCCUAUAGUUCCCAAGAGAUGACUGUGUGUACGAUAUGAGGAGCCAGAGGUUAGAACUGGACAUACAGAAGCAGAAGUGAAGGAACUGCCCAUCAAUGGCCAACCCCACCCCUCAGCUUGAUGUACUGUGACAGAGAAGUGAGUAGACCAGAAAUACUGUAGCUAAUUGCCAUGGAGGACACUCAGCCCAAACCUGCUACCCCAGAGCCGAGCCUUGCACCCAGUCCUGCUCCUAGUCCAGCACCCAGUCCUGUGCCUGCGGCAAACCAUGUUGAGCACUUAAGUGUGAACCAGAUCCAGGUGGUGGUACGGCGCUGCUCCAGUCCAAAUGUUACAGAGGAGACGACCUAUUUCAUUCCUCGAAACCCUGUGGUGGAUGCCGGCACAAACACAGACCCACCAGUGGUCUGCUGCCCCUUGCUCCGCAGAUUUUGCCCUUGUCCACCAAGAGGCCUCCUGGCCUCUCUCAUUACCAAAGUCCUUUUGGCAGCUGUGCUCUUUGGAGUGGUUUGGUCUAUCACAGAGGACGAAUGUCUUCCAGGGGGAAACCUGUUUGGCAUCAUAAUACUCUUCAUCUGUGCACUUGUCGGUGGCAAAUUGGUGGCUCUCAUCCGUCUGCCUAAACUUCCACCAUUCCCGCCACUCCUCGGUAUGCUUCUGAUGGGCUUCAUGCUGAAGAACACCCCACAAAUAAAGAAGGGGGUGAAGAUUGACUUCAAGUGGUCUGCAUCACUUAGGAACAUCGCUCUGGCUGUCAUUCUGGCCAGAGCCGGUCUCGGGUUGGAUCCCACGGCUCUGAAGAAACUUAAGUCUGUGUGUCUACGUGUGGCAGUUGGGCCCUGUGUGAUAGAGGCUUGCACCACAGCUCUGGUCUCGCACUUCCUCAUGGACUUGCCCUGGGUGUGGGGCUUCAUCCUUGGCUUUGUGCUGGGCGCUGUGUCUCCAGCAGUGGUUGUUCCCUCCAUGCUGCUGCUGCAGAAGGAGGGUUACGGCGUGGAGCAGGGCAUCCCCACCUUGCUGAUGGCUGCUGGCAGCUUUGAUGACAUUCUUGCCAUCACUGGUUUCACCACAUGCUUGGGCAUGGCCUUUGCCACAGGCUCCACUUGGUACAACCUCCUUAGAGGGGUACUGGAAGUGGCUGGUGGGAUGGUUGCUGGUAUUCUUCUUGGCUUCCUCAUCCAAUACUUUCCUAGUGGUGACCAGAAACACUUAGUGAUUAAGCGUUCCUUCUUGGUGCUGGGUCUCUCCAUCUUUGCUGUGUUCGGCAGCAGUGUGGCUAGAUUUCCUGGCUCUGGAGGCCUCUGCACCCUGGUGUUGGCAUUUCUGGCCGGGCUUGGCUGGGGGACAGAAAAGGCACGUGUGGAGGAAGUGGUAGGGUGGGCGUGGGACGUGUUUCAGCCUUUGCUCUUUGGACUCAUAGGAGCAGAAAUUCAAAUCUCUGAGCUGGAGGGACGCACAGUUGGUCUGGGUAUAGCAUCCCUGCUCAUUGCCCUCCUGGUUCGAAUCCUGUUCACCUUUGUGUGUGUGUUGUGUGCGGGCUUUAACAUGAGGGAGAAAGUGUUCAUAGCCCUGGCGUGGAUGCCCAAAGCCACAGUGCAGGCAGCUAUAGGCUCCACAGCUUUAGACAUGGCCAGAACAAAGGAAGACAAGCCGCUGCAGAAGUACGGCAUGGAUGUGCUGACAGUAGCCGUGCUGGCCAUCCUUCUCACAGCCCCUGUAGGAGCUCUUAUUAUAGGGCUCUCUGGACCUCUCCUGUUACAGAGACCGAAGAACUCAGCCUGUGGUGAGCGAGUCAAACCCAAUUUAUCAGCUUUUUUCUUAGGCACUGCAGCGGGAGGUGAAGAUGAUAGUGAAACUCCCAUCACCUAUGAAAGUACUCUCUGACACCACCUGUCUUCAUCCAGCAAGCGAGGACAUUUAAUGAGACUUUCGGUGUGCAUUCACACCUCGGAUAUUUGAGCUUUCUUUUAGCCACCGAGUGGCUCUCUUUGUCUCUCCAUCUGCUGGUCAGCUCCUCAUGCUUUGCCAUGCUGCAGGAACACAUGAAUCAUACUGUAUUUAUAGGCUCUGGUGGUUUCCAGGUCUCAGGCUGCAAACAAAUGACCCACAUCCAAGCAUCUGCACUGUCAUGCUGUAUGUACAGUAUACAACGGGUGGUUUUGGUUCUGAUCCCAAAUGAACGUUUAUAUAUGCAUCUAUAUAUAAUAUAAUAUAUAUAUCAGUGCGGGUGAGUAUGGUUUACAUUUUUGUUAAGGUGGCUAUUGUUCCCACCUGUCAUAUUCAUUGAAUCCUAUAUUUGGCCAUUUCCCAUUUUUUAUGACAUCUCUUUAAACUAUUCACUGUAUCUGAACUUGAAAAGGUGAUAAUGCUGUAUUUUAUUAUAAGCCAUUUCCUUUGGAGGAGUACGUAAUUGAAUGUACUGACAGUAGCAGUUUUUUUUUUUUUUUUUGUAUUAAAUUAGACUACACAUUUAACACACAUUUAAGUUUUUAGUUGUUUUGCACUCAGUACAUUUUUGCAGCUAUGUGUUUUGUGUAUUUUGCGUAUUUUUUAUUACAAUAUGUAUUAGCUGUUUGUCUUGAUAAUGAGAAACAACUAUUAGCAAUUAUUUGAAAUUUUACAGCAUUGAGUAAUAGUUUUUCACCAGAUAUUGUUAAAACAAUAAAAAAGAAUACCAAGAAUUGUCCACCUCUUGAAUUUUAUUGUGGCUAUAUGUAAAGUACAUUUCUUCAAGUUGGUGAACCUUAAUUCAUCUGAGCAAGUUUAGGAUUCAGUUAGUUUUUUUUUUACCUGGAAAACUCAGUGCAUGCACCCACCAGUACUGAUGAACUCACCAAAUGGCUUCCUACAGACAUCAUACAUUUGAAGUGUUGAAUUGAUUUCUUGACCACAAUAGUUGAACUGACAAUAUUCCCAUCGGUCUGUAAAUAAAUAUGACUAAAAUACUCAUAACGCCUGUCCUCCAAAUGUCAGGUGAAAACAUGACCACCCUGGCAGAGGUAAUUAUUACUUGUGUUUGUUUUAGUAGGUAUUGCUGUAUUGUUAAAUUCUUUUCACAAUUUACUUAGUGACUGACUCACUUAAAGUUUAUGAAAUACUUAAACGAGAAAAACUAAGAGAAUAACAUAAAACAUAAUAACGAGUAAAAGUUAUCCUGGAAAAAAUAAGUGACAGACACAUUUAGAAAGGAGUGUACUCUGUUUCCCCUUUCAUUCAUUUACACUUUUUUGUAGUAGGAACGGAAGUGAAGUGUUCCCCAGCUGUAACAGUGAAAGAAGGGAAUGAAGCAGCGGUUGUGUUUUUGCCAAAACUGUUGAGUUAAACACCCUGACUUACCCUUUGCAAAUUUUACAUUUCAAAUGCAGAAUGAAUGAAUUCCAGCCGUUAUCUUACAAAGGUUCAUCAACACACAGUCACUCAUCAUGAAAAUAUAGAUCAGACAAUACAAACCAUUAAUGUAUAAAAUAUUUCUGAUGAAUUGAAAAGGAAAUGCUCCAGCAGGAAGUCAACUAUAUACAGCCAUUCUGACAAUACAGAGGCAAAAAAAAUAACGGUACACAGCAAAAAUAUUGCUGCAUAAGUUACAUUGUCAAACCUCAGUAGGGUAGUGAGGUUAAAACUGUAUAUAACUGGAUAUUACUCAACUGCGCUAUGAUUCAAAAUGUUUGAAGGCAACAGAGUUCAAUAGAAAAUGUAAAACUCAAAAUGUUUAAAGGCUAUGAAAAAAAAUAUACUGAAGAAUACUAAGUAGCCUCCCAUACACACAAUAACUUAUAAGAGAGUAUUUCACAUCCUGACAGUACGUUAAUAUUUGGCACACAGAAAAUCUGAAGCAAGAGAAAGAGAGCUAAAAAAAAAAAAAAGACUGG